AUGUACUACUUAGAUGAUCUGCGCAAACAAGGAGUAGACAUCUCAGACUUCACCUUAUACUGGUUGCCAGAAUUUCCUCCAGAUUUCAUGAAGAGGACACGAGAACCAUCUGAGAAGACAAAGCAGAAAAAGAGAGCAAAGCUGGGAGAAUCUUCUGGAUCAAGACCUCCAGUACCUAUGAUUGGAUCCCCUGGUAAGUCUGUACCUCUCCCUCCUUCUGUAAUAAUUAAAGCAAUUGCUUUCUCAAUCCCUCAACCUUCGCCCAUAUACACAAACUCUGAAACUCCUCCCUCAACCUCCAGACCAUCUAACCAACCUUCUCAAAAAUUCAACCUUGCCACCAUAUCUCUACCUAUUUCAGAAGCAGAAAUGUUGAAUGAAACCACUUCACCUUCCUCGUCAUCAUCUCCAGAAUCCCCACCUUACUACACCCUUUCAUCUGACACUGAACCCUCUGACCCUCACUCCCCAACUCUGGCUCAGCUUCAACACCGUGCUAUGGCCUCUCAACAGCCAACACAAUCUAUCCCUGAACCAGAAGUUACCUCUCCACCCACAGAAAACCCUAACACAACCACCUUUGAUCCUCCACCAUCCGAACCAAUCCACUAUGAAUCACAACCAUUGCAACCACAAAACUCUGAAAUACCCCAACCAACCACCUCCGCUGACCCACAAACUCCCACACUUAACUUAAGCCCCCCCACUUCUCCACCCCAAGCCUCUGAACCAGAAAGCAACCUACUGACCCUUGAGGAAGCAAUAACGUUUUUUCCAAAAGCUUCAGUUGACAAGGUAUGGGUUGGUCCGAGAUUUCAGCAGGGUAACAAUAUGGUUUUUUCGGAUCGAUCUCACAAUGAUUGGUGGCCUUUAUAUAGAGCUUUUGGGUACGAGGUUUCUUCAUCCUCGCUCUCUAUGAGCUGGCGAGUGAAUCAAGAUUUUUCCGUUAGGGAGAAUCUCUCACAGAUUUUGCAUGAUCCCUUCAAACGGAAGUGGUCCCAAAAUGAAGGUAUUAAGAAUAAGUCAUAG
Molecule: messenger RNA, 1029 nt
Organism: Lathyrus oleraceus (garden pea)
Lineage: Eukaryota; Viridiplantae; Streptophyta; Magnoliopsida; Fabales; Fabaceae
Product: proline-rich receptor-like protein kinase PERK10
Exons: 3
Coding region: 1-1029 (342 amino acids)
Source: RefSeq, a predicted model, not a curated record